This is a messenger RNA of Egretta garzetta (little egret), 2562 nucleotides long. RefSeq names its product MOB kinase activator 3C (gene MOB3C). Gene Ontology annotation, biological process: signal transduction; positive regulation of protein phosphorylation. The transcript is spliced from 6 exons. NCBI's taxonomy places the organism in Eukaryota, Metazoa, Chordata, Aves, Pelecaniformes, Ardeidae. The coding region runs from base 772 to 1413 and encodes 213 amino acids. Gene Ontology annotation, cellular component: cytoplasm; nucleus. Gene Ontology annotation, molecular function: protein kinase activator activity. The record is from RefSeq and is a predicted model, not a curated record.
AAAGUUUCCCUCACUAGAGCUGUCCCGGUGCCAAACCACGUGCAGACAUUUCCAGCAGCGCUAGCAUUGCAUCUUGCCGUGGCUGAGCCAGGCUGCUCCCCUGGGAAAGACACGCUGCCGUGCCAGGAAGGAGACUGCGAGCGGCAGGGCCGUGCUGCUGCCCCCCACCCCGCUGCGACACCCGUAAGCAUCACACAUGGGGUGCUCCACGAGGUCUAAAUCCCCACCCGGGCAUCUGACCCCGAAGCAGCGUCCUGGCUGGUGCUGAGCCAUCCCACGCCGGCUGGCAGCUCCCCUUGGUGCUGAGCGUGCCGGCGCAGGCUCGCUUUCGCCGAGCGCUGUUUAAAUACCACAGAGCGCUCCAGAGCUCACCCCACCUCCGAGGCCAACAGAAACGCGCUGCUGUCCCGAGAAAGCCUGGAGCCUGCCAGCAGCACGGGAUGGUGUGCCAAAAAGGACCUCAGCAUCCAGGAAUGUAAGAGCAGAAAGUGCAGCGGAGGAAUUUGGGGCUGGUAGGCGGGCGUGCCAGGGAAUGAGGACCGGAGCUCCCGGUGUUUGGGAUUACGAAUCUAACGGUGAAGUAAUCGCCCUUGGGACAGAACCAGAGCAGUCUGGCACCGUGGAGGACACCUCUUUGCAGGGCUCCCAGCAAGUCCCUGGCAGCAAGAUUGCAGCCCCCCAGGAAUGAGAAACCUCCACUCCUGAAGACACCAGCCUUGAGUUUUACGUUGCGCCAAGCCUCUGCCCCCACCCUGGCCGGCCCUGCCCACCAUGGCGUUGUGUCUCAAGCAAGUCUUCAACAAAGACAAAACGUUUCGUCCCCGAAAGAAGUUUGAGCCGGGCACCCAGCGCUUCGAGCUGUACAAGAAAGCCCAGGCCUCCCUCAAGUCCGGGCUGGACCUGAAAGCGGUGGUGCAGCUGCCUCCAGGUGAGAGCAUCAAUGACUGGAUCGCCGUGCACGUGGUGGACUUCUUCAACCGCAUCAACCUCAUCUACGGCACCAUGUCGGAGUACUGCACGGAGAAGAGCUGCCCCAUCAUGUCGGGUGGGCUCAAGUAUGAGUACAGGUGGCAGGACGAUAGCAAAUACAAGAAGCCGACCAAGCUGUCAGCCCCGCAGUACAUGUGUAUGCUGAUGGACUGGAUUGAGAUGCUCAUUAACAACGAGGACAUCUUCCCCACCAGGAUAGAAAGAAAUGACAGAACGAAUCUGCCACUGAAACAUUUUGGCAGGCGAACUCAGCUGGCUCAUUCGGAGUCCAAUGGGACAAGACAUCCUGUGGUGGGAGACCUCUUCCCAAGGACCCGCUCUGGGCAUUUCAACUCAAUGAACUAUGAACACUGCAGAAGAGCCUCUUCAGGCCAGGGCCAAAUUCUAAGCUUGCCAAGCAUCAGAUAUAUAUUUUUUUUUUAAUAGAUCCCAGCCUCUGUUGUAUGGUUCCUGUCUUAGAAAGCCACUGACUUACUGGAGAACAAGGCAAGCUUGGUUGACUUUUGCACACUCUGGUUUCUAAGACUCAAUCCCAUGUCUGAUAACAUCCCUUCAGCUACCUUUCCUCUUGUUUUGUCCUCGGCUACACUGAUUUCCAAAUGUUUUAUUAGUGAUUCCUGCCCCGUGAGCAGGCGUGACCUUGGCUACCGAGCAAUGCCUGUUACCUUUCCCCGGUGCAGUGGGUUUAUGAUAACAUCUGAGAUCAGCUCUGCAAAGCUGGUGACAUUUGAUCCCAACUGCCUUCAUGUGGUUAGUUGCUGAUGUACUGUUUCUAACCAUGAGCUAUGAACGUCUCUUCUUCUGCCCUAAGUCAUGCUUUACCAAAGGGACCCUUUUUCUCCCCAAGGGAUUUUUCACACUUGGCUGAGGGGACUUCACAAUGUUCUAAGAUGCAUCCAACACUGCUUGGACUAAUGGCAAGGCGGCCCCAUGAGAGAGGAGGUGAACUAGGCCACUUUUCAGUGUGAUCAGCACAGUCUACCUGAGAAAGACUCAGAAAGUGGGGGAAACAACAUUUUCAGCACGUCAGCAUUUCCUGACAUGUUGUCUUGGCUCAAGAUCAGCAGAUGCUGGCUGUAGAAAUUGUUGGGUUUCCAUUAUCCAACCCUACAGCAUAGUAAAUCAGGUGGAGAAGGACUUCAGGAGACAUCUAAUCUACCCUGUUCUUCCAAAAAGGCAGGAACAGUCUUUCUUGAACCUUUUUGACCUUUUGAAAGGACACUAUUGCUACCUGGUCUGUGCCACUAUUCCCCUGAAAGGUAUCACACCUCAAAAUUUCUUCCCCUUCUGCUUGCAAUGCCCGAUAAACUAGUGUUGUGUUCCCUGUGCCAUUUUUCUUUUGACAAGAGUUGACAUCUUUUUUUUUCUUUUUUUACUGUUUUUGGGAAGUUAAAAUCAAAUUGUCUGAGCCACAGCAUUUUUACGUUUGUGUUUCCUGUCCUUUUUCUGGGAAAGUUUUGUAUACUAGGCACAGCUGAUAUUUAUAAUCUGGGGUUUGCCCACUUUUGGGGUAGGGAGGUUGUGGCUAAAAAAUGUAAAUAUUUAGGCCAACAUUAAAGUGCACAAGUGAAU